AUGGAUAAAGCGGCCAUUGUUUUUUUAAUUCUUCUCGUAAUAGUAUCUGUGGUGCAUACUGGCCACCAUAAUGUGGGAUAUGCAAAAAAAGAAUCUCAUUUGAAAUCGAACAAAAGCGCGCGAACGCGUAGUGAUAUUUUUGAAAAUUUGUUCAUUGUUUAUGAUCCCACUUUUUUGUCGUUGGUUUGGCCAAAGAUAAUAAACGGAGUGCAUGUGAAUGUUGACCACGGGUGUUGGGAUCAUUUGAGCGCGUUUUACAAAGCGCUGGUAGAAGGUCGGGCUUGGGCGUACAACACCGUGGAUGCAUCAGGAAGAUACCAUUCAGGUUUCUUUCAAGGAAACCGUCUAUGGCUUGGAUCUAAGGAUGAAUGUUUUCUGUUGGAUCAGAAACAUGUAUCGUAUGCGGAGCGCAAUCGCGGCAAUGGAUUUGUCCGACGAGAAAGGGAUUUCACUGAUCAUUCUCCUGGGUGGCCGAGCUAUGAUGGAAAGGGAGCAUUGGCACAAAUCACAUUCUCUGAGGACCUAUACGAUAUAGUUCUUGGUUUAUGUCUGCCUCGAUCAUGUGCGCCCGAGGACGUGGAAUCUCUCGUUAAAUUCUCAAUAAUGAUCAACGAUAAUUUAAAAUCAAACGGGACAAUACCCAGGUCUAUUAAAAUUACGUCACUGAGACAUAUCGAAGAGUAUUACGAAGUUAAAUAUGACACUGGAGCUGUUCUUGUUAUACUUGUAACAAUAAUAUUACUAGCAUUAGCUAUUAUAGCAACUAUUGUCGAUUAUGGUUUUAUAAAUUGUAUAAAAAACAAAACAGGAAUGUUGACUAUAGAUAAAAAUAAAUACGAUCUUAAUAAAGAGAGAUAUGACGAACAAAUUCGUAAACAGUGUGAACUAGUUAAAGUGUUUGUUGAUUUAAAAAGAGAGAAAUCGACAAAUAACAAAGAAAAUGUUAAUUUUAAUAAAGAUAUGUUCAAAACAAUGAAUACAGAAGCAAUGAAGAAAUUAGUUAAAGGAAGAGACGCUUCAAUACUUACGCUAGACGUAAUGGCAACAGAGAGACAGAUGGCGAGUUGCAAGCGAUGUGGGAAGUACAGGAAACAAAAUGAACCACCAAAGCAUAUGGCCACUUUGCCCGCAUGUCCCAGACAAUACAAAACAUGCGCCAGUCUAACUAACACGGAGUACAGAAAAAGAAACAGUCUCUUUUUAAAUUUACUUCUAAGUUUCUCUUUGAAACAUAACUGUAAAAGAAUUUUCAAUACAACAAUGGCUAAUCAAGAUCUAGCUGUAGUGCAUUUGUUAAGGAUUUUUUCUACAUUUUGGAUAAUAUUUAUUCACGUGUCUUUAUUAGUUAACUAUCUUACAGAGAAUAUAAAUGAUGCAAGUGAAUGGAUGGGGAGUUAUUCUAUCUUGACAACGGGAACUUUGGCCUUUGAUACCUUAAUAUUCGUAAGUGGCACAUUUAGCGCACAUCACUUCUUCUACCUGUCUAGUCGGUAUACUCUCCGUGAGCUGGUCAGCUGCGGCGGUCAUUGCGGGAAAUUCUUUCAAUUUGUCUGCUUCGUUACCAAUAGAGCUGUCAGAUUACUACCUCCAUAUGCGUAUACAAUAUUUUUAACGGCGGUCUUGUCCCGAGUGUCACGUGACACACAAGCUGUUACGUUCCCUGAGCAGGAUCACAACUGCGAUGUGUAUUGGUGGAGAAAUCUUUUGUACAUCACUUUAUUCUAUCCACAAGAGGAACAGUGUAUGCAGAUAUCUUGGUACUUGUGUACUGAGACGUGGCUGCACGCGUGCGGCGCGCUGUUGUGCGUGUUGCUGCUGCGGCGGCGGCGCGGCGCUCUGCUGCUGCUGAACGUUGUGCUGCUGGCGGCUGUCGGUUAUGACGUCUUUACAGCAUUCGCUGAUUACCACAGGCGGUAUACUAACGUGUUUGAUGCAUAUCACUACAUGAUGAACCGGCCCGCGAGCCGCGCGGCGCCGUACCUGGUGGGUGUGCUGGCAGGCUGGAUGAUACACAAGGCUGACGGCAGGAUACCCGUCUCCAGGAUGACUCGUAGUUGCCUUUGGGGUGCGUCUGUGAGCGCGCUGGUGACGUCAGUGGUGACGUCACAGAGCGUGCGUCACUGGGCGUGCGCGUGGCUGCACGUGGCGUGGCCGCUCGCACUGCUCUGGCCCGCGCUCGUCUGCUCCACGGACCAUGCCGCUUUUAGUCGUGUUGUGGUAUCAAACUGGGGUGUGGCGGCGCUGAGCCGGUUGAGUUACUGCUUGUUGUUGGUGCACGGCGCCGCCGCGCGCUGGUUGCUGCUGCGAGCAGCUCCCGCGCUCUGUAACCACGCUGCUUGUGUUUGGUCGUACUUCGCUGGCACUCUGCUGCUGUCGAUGGCGGGUGCGUUAGUCCUGGCGCUGCUGCUGGAGUUGCCGGCCUGCUGCUUGCUGCGCCGCAUCUGUGACUACGCUUACUCAUGA
Messenger RNA from Papilio machaon (common yellow swallowtail), 2463 nucleotides. Its product is annotated as nose resistant to fluoxetine protein 6-like. Gene Ontology annotation, molecular function: acyltransferase activity, transferring groups other than amino-acyl groups. The coding region runs from base 1 to 2463 and encodes 820 amino acids. The record is from RefSeq and is a predicted model, not a curated record. NCBI's taxonomy places the organism in Eukaryota, Metazoa, Arthropoda, Insecta, Lepidoptera, Papilionidae. The transcript has 13 exons.